This is a messenger RNA of Gregarina niphandrodes, 984 nucleotides long. RefSeq lists its product as hypothetical. Lineage: Eukaryota; Apicomplexa; Conoidasida; Eugregarinorida; Gregarinidae. The record is from RefSeq and is a predicted model, not a curated record. The transcript has a single exon. The coding region runs from base 1 to 984 and encodes 327 amino acids.
AUGAAUGUCUUACCUGAGUCCUGGUUCGCCUGGCAGGCUGAAUCCGUGCCUGAUUGGGCUACCGAUAGCGGUUGUCCGUCUAGUCUAAGGUCACCGGCGGCUGUGGCCUAUUGGGCUUACUACUUGGAUACGAAGGAUAGCUUUACACCGGAACAAAGAUUGUGGCAUCUCUCGGUUCUGGCACGCUGGUCUCCGGGACAUGCCUUGAUACAUGCGUUUUCGGACAUGAAGGAACAUUUCCAAUCGAUUAGGGAUGACAGAGAGGAUCAGUCGACACAGGAUCUUCAACAAGCGCUGAAUUUCUGGCUCUGCAAAGACAACGGUGGUACUCUCGAACAAGUUGUAACCAAGGAAUUCAAUGACGCUGCGGCUCAGCUUAAAGCAAUUCGUAACGACGCAACCAACUCGGCAAUGAAACCCUACGAGUCUCUAUUGGGAAAGUGGUGUAUUUCAACCGGUUGGGAAGAGUCUAAGUCUUACCACGACUACUAUCAUUUGCAAUGUCCCAUGUAUCGAGACCAGAUUGUCUCCACUUAUUUCUCGGACUUGGUGUGUUGGCCGGUUGAAGAAGGAACGAAACGCUUCCCAGUAGCUUCCUUUAAUUCCUUUGCCUUCGACCGCCCUAGAGAUAUCUGGCUCCGUUAUGCCGUACGGCUCGAAGAACAAUUCGUGCGGCGAUUGGUAGACUUGCUCAUCGACCAUCAGGCUAUCGGGACUGGUCUAACGCGCGAUACCAUCAUCAAGAAUUUGCGCCACCAGAAGUCAUUCCGCUUUUCAGCCUCACAAAAUACGUUCAACCAACUGUACAACCAAGCUCUCAACGAGAAAAUAAAGCAAGUGUCAAUUGAACGGGGUUUCGACCGAGCUUGGAAAUUAGGCUGUGCUGCAAUCACAACAAUGUACGACAUAUCUGCAGUAGCCAACGCACCCGUCGUUGCACAGCUUAAAGGCCUGGAAAAUCCAGCGGCGCCGUCAUCCUUUUAA